UGAGGAUGGCUAUGGCGAAUGCGCAGGCGCAGCACGUCAUAAUCCACGUUGCGCCCAGUGUCCUUGUUGCGCAGGGAAGCAGUCAGGUUGUUCCUAGUAGUGUUCAGUUUGUCCAGAUCCUCCUGCAACUUGUUGGUGUAGUGCUUCAGCUUCUCACUGUCCUGUGGGGAGAGGCGGGGGAGACACAGCGUGAGUCGAGGGAAGGAUGACCUGGGAUCAGGUGGAACCUGCCAGAAACUCAUUUGCUUCCUCACACUUCUCAACCAAGUCUUUUUGAUCUUACUUUGAGAGAAACGUGAUUCUCCUUUGAGGAUACCACACUCAUGGAGCUCUCCAAUGGAGGCAAUUCCUCUUUUUAUCUCCAGCUCACAAGGCAAAGAGGUGGAGUAUGGCUGCUAGACAAAUCCUCCUGUUGAGAUGGAGUUCCAGAGGUUGCUCCUGAAAGGCAAGUACCAUUCCUUCCUUCUCAGGACAUCAAUGUUGUGGUAGCUGCCAGACCCACCUAGAUUUCUUUGUCUCUUAGCCAAAGUUGGAGUCUUGAUUUCCUUCUCUAGAAUGGGAAAAAGAUGAAAAGGUCAAGAACUCCCCAUUUCUUGAGGGCUAAAUGUCCUAAGAAGGACAUUCCCCUCAUAGCACAAUCUCUACACCACAUGCUGUCACAUCAACAAUGCAAAGUUAAGACAAAGAAUCCAAGACCUGUCCAAAGCUGACUCAGACUUUUGAAGAUACUAACAGUUCUGACUUCACUGUCAAUCUGAAAAGGCAACCAGAAAGAGUUACAGCAUGUCUGGCCUAGUCUCUUCUUUAAGGCACUCUUCUUAAAUGUCAUCAAAAUUGUCCAAUAAGAAGCUCUCUCAUGCCUCCAUGUGGAGGGAUGUCAGCUGAGCAAGCUGACAGGUUCUAUGCCUGUGCCAGACUCCUAUUAAUCAGUCAGUGAAUAGGCAUUAUGAAGUGCCUAGUAUAUGCCAGGCACUGUGUUAAGCUUUGGGGCAAAAAAGAGUUCCUGGCCUCAAAGAGUUCAUGAUCUUGGAGAAAACAAAAAAUGUAUAAACAAGCUAUAUAUGGACAGAUCAGAGAUAAUUAAUAGAAGGAAAGCACUAGGAUUAAGAGAGAUUUGGAAACGUUUCCUAUAGAAAAUGAGAUUUUAGUUGGGACUUGAAGAAAGCCAUGGAGAUUAGGAAGUAGAGAUGAGUAGGGAGAGCUUUGCAGGCAUGGGGGGAUAGUAGGAGAAAAUGACCGGAGCUCAGGGAUGCAGUUUUGUUCAUGGAAGAGCAAGGAGGCCAAUAAGACUGUAAGGAGACUGCAAAAGUAUGUGCAGGAGAGCAGGGCUUUGAAUGCCAAGUAGAGGAUUUUGUAUUUGAUCCUGUUGGUGAAAGGAGCAAUUACAAUACAUUGCAGUUACAAUAUCUCCAACACUAUGAAGGUCAAAGAAGUUGUUUACUGAAAAAAAAGAAAUAGAUAAAAGUAAGGAUCAGUUCUGAUUCUGAUGAUCAUUUCAUAGAGCAGCUUAACUAAUAUGAAGUAAUUUCUGUUAAUCAGUAAAAAAAAAAAGCAGUUAAUAAGGGCCCAGUGUAUGCCAAGCACAGUGCUGAGUGCUCGAGGUACAAAGAAAGGCAAAAGACAAAUCCCUCUUCUCAAGUAGUUCACAGUCUACUGGGAGAGACAAUAUUUAAACUAUAUCCAUAAGCAAUAUGAAGAGGAUAAUUGGUGAUAAUAAAAAUAGGAAAGGCAUUAACAUUAAAGGGAAUUGGGAAAGGCUUUUUGUAGAAGGUAGGAUUUUAGAUGAGACUUGAAGGAAGCCAAGGAAACCAGAAAAUGGAGAUGAGAAGGGAGAGAAUUCCAGGUAUGGAAGAUAGCCAGGAAAAAUGCAAGGAAAUGGAGAAUCAUGUACAAAAAAACAGUGAAAUCAAUGUCAGUGGAGGGCAGAAGUAUGUGGUGGAAGGUAAAAGAAGACUGGAAAGGUAGAAAGGAGCCAAAUUAUGAAGAUCUUUGAAAGCCAAACAGAUGAUUUAAAUUUGAUCCUGGAGGCAAUAGGGAGCCACUAGAGUUGAUUGAUAAGGGUGUGUGUGUAUGAAAUGGUUAGACCUGAGCUUGAAGAUUACUUUGACAGCUUAUUGGAAGAUGAAUUGAAAUGGGAAGAGGUGAGGUAGAGAGACCAACCAGCAGGCUACUGCAAUUAUCCAGAGAUGAGGUGAUAUAGAGCCUGCACCAGGGUGAUGAUGGUGUCAGAGAAGAGAAGGAAAUUUAUACAAGAGACGUUAUGAAAGUAGAAAUAGCAAAACUUGGCAACUAAUUAGAUAUGAGGGAUGAGUCAACAAUGGUGAGCCUCUGUAACUGGGAGGAUGGUGGUGCCCUCAAUAGUAACAGAGAAGUUUGGAAGAGAAGGAAGUUUUUUUUUUUUGAAAGAUAAUGAGGUUGGUUUUGGAUAUAUUGAGUUUAAAAUACUUAUGGGAAUCUAGUUUUGAGAUGUUCAAUAGGCAGUUGGAUAUAGGAGACUGGAAGUCAGGGGAGAGGUUAGGGCUGAAUAAGUAGACUUGAGAAUCAUCAGCAUAGAGGGAACUGAUGAGGUCACCAAGCAAAAUAACCUAGAAGGGGGAAGGCCUCCAGCAGAACCCUGAGGAACACCCAAGGUUGGUGGGAGUGACUUGGAUAAAGAUGUGUCAGCCAAAGAGACUGGGAAGAAGUAGGUGGGAGAACCAGGAGAGGGCAGUGUCAUGGAAACCAGAAGAGGAGAGAAGAGUGUUAUCAAGGAGAAGAGAGUGAUGGAUAAAGUCUGUAAGAUGAUCAUGAAAUAUGAGGACUGAGAAAAGUUCAUGAGAUUUGACAAUUAAGAGAACUCUAGUAACUUUGGAGAAAACAGUUUCAAGAAGUUUCAGCAGGUCUGAAAAGGAACUCAGUGUCCCCUGACUCUAACUUGAAUCUUCUUUGCACUGUACCAGUCUGCUUCCCCUUAUCUCAGCAACUACUGACUAGAACACAUACUUUCUCAUUUCAAUAUAUUCCUUCCUGAGGAUGGUAUAUACAUACAUGGAGGGUAGCCUUGAUGAAAAUAGAAGAGAGUAGAAAAGAAUGAGGCAUGCUUGCCUGGAUGAUUUUUCAUUGACAAUCCCAUCUAAUGCUCUUAAAAUUUACUGAGACAUAUGCAAAAUAAAAAAGAAUCUCACCAUGCAUAACUUAGUUGAUGAUUAUAUAAAAAAGCCCUGAAUAGGGCAAAGUAGAGACUCUCUUCUAACAAUUUUGUCAGUCAACAAACUUUAAUUAAUUGCCUAAUGUUCCAGGCAUGGUGCUAAGUAUUGGGAAUACAAAAGGUGGCAAAAGACAGUUCCUGCCCUCAAGGAGUUAAUGAAUUCUCCUAUGAAAUUGCUUAAGAUCAUACUGGUUUCUUUGCUAAAUGCACCCACAGAAAUAACUUCAACAGUCUUCUAAGCUGUUAAAGUUAGAGGCAGCUAAGUGGUUAGACUUGGAGUCAGGAAGACCUGUGUUAAAAUCUAGCCUUAGACACUAGACAAGUAACCUUGGGCAAGUUACUUCACUUUUUCCUGUCUCAAGUUUCCUCAUCUAUAAAAUGGAGUUAAUAGUACUACCUCUUAGGCUUGUUAUGAGGAUUACAUGAGAUGCAUUUAAAAAAAAUUAUUAUCCUUUGUCUUAGAAUCAAUGCUGUGUAUUGGCUUUAAGGUAGAAGAGUGGUAAGGGCUAGGCAAUGAGGGUUAAGUGACUUGCCCAGGAUCUGACCCAGCUAGGAAGUGUCAGAGGCCUUAUUUGAAUCUGGGACCUCCCAUCUGUAGGCCUGGCUCUCUAUUCACUGAGCGACCUAGCUGUCCCCUGUUUAUAAAAAACAUGCUGCCUACUUUGAAGCACUACAAUAAUGCUAGCCACUAUUAUUACUAUUAUCACUAUGUAAAAGAUGUGUCUGCCAAAGUGUUCACCACCUAAGGAUGUCCUAUGCUGAUUCCAAAUGGAAGAAGACUUCCUUGUAGAUGAUGAGUUCUUCCAGAUGUUCCUGUUUUUAGAUUACGUUGUAAUAACAGCACAAAACUCUAGGUUAUUAUAGAGUUUCCUUGAUGACAUCCAUGACUGUCCUAAAGAAAUUGAUCUAACCAUCUAUGCAAGAAAAACUAAGUGGCAGAAGAGUACGUUAUGGCUUGAAUUUUGAUAUGUAGUUAUACAGGCAGUACAAUGAGUUAGUUCAUCAUGACUUAUAUACUGAGAGAUCCCAGCUCUGCAUCCUUCUUACUACCUGAGUGACCUUGACCAAGACACUUAAUAUCAAUUGUUAAGUCAGUUGGACUAGAUGGUCUUGAAAGGACCCUUCUAGCCCUGUUUUCUUCCACCUCUUAUACCUACUUAAUGACUAAGUCUCAAUUCCAUCUCCAUCACAUCCUUUCUCUAGUUUCACUACUAACAUUUUGGAAUAGGUUUUCUUUUCUGCUCACCUGGACUUAAACUUCUUUAAAUUAAUUUUUUUAGACUUUUUCCUUGGUUACAUGAUUUAUGUUGUCUCCCUCACCUCUGCCCUCCCCCCUCCCAGAGCUGACAAGCAAUUCCACUGGGUUUUACAUAUCUUCUUACUCAAAACCCAUUUCCAUAUUAUUCAUAUUUGUAAUAAAGUAAUCUUUUAAAACCAAAACCCCAAAUCAUAUACCCAUAUAACUGAGUGAUAAAUCAUAUAUUUUUCUUCUGUGUUUCUGCUCCCACAGUUCUUCCUCUGGAUGUGGAUAGCAUCUUUCUCAUAAGUCUCUCAGAACUGUCCUGGAUCAUUGCAUUGCUACUAGUAGCUAAGCUGCUUAUAUUUGAUCAUCCCACAAUGUUUCAGUUACUGUGUACAAUAUUCUUCUGGUUCUGCUCAUUUCAUUCCUUAUCAGUUCAUGGAGGUUCUUCCAGUUCAUAUAGAAAUCAAGUCGUUCAUUAUUCCAUAUAGCACAAUAGUAUUCCAUCACCAUCAUAUACCACAAUUUGUUCAGCCAUCCUCUCAUUUUCCAAUUUUUUGCCACCACCAAAAGUGCAGUUAUAAAUAUUUUUGUACAAACUUUUUUUUAUCUCUUUGGGGUGCAAACCCAGUAGUAGUAUUGCUGGAUGUAGGCAGGCAGUCUUUUAGUGCCCUUUGAGCAUAAUUCCAAGUUGCCCUCCAGAAUGGUCGGAUCAAUUCACAACUCCACCAGCAGUGCAUUAGUGUCCCAAUUUUGCCACAUCCCCUUCAAUAUUUAUUACUUUCCUUUGCUGUCAUAUUGGCCAAUCUGCUAGGUGUGAGGUGGUACCUCAGAGUUGUUUUCAUUUGCAUUUCUCUUAAUCAGUAGAGAUUUAGAACACUUUUUCAUGUGAUUAUAAUUGCCUGGCCUUUUGCAAUACCCUUAUUAAAGGCUUUCUCAUCUCUUUGUUAUAAGUAAUGACUUAUUGUUAAGGAGGGAUAUAUUUGGAAAAAUAUAUAUAUAUAUAUAUAUAUUAUUUUUCCUUUUUUGUCCAUUCUUCAUCCUAGUCACUCUAAGGUUAGUUAGCUGCUAUGGUGGAUAGAGCACCAAACCUGGAGUUAAGAGGAUAUGAGGUCAAAACUAGCCUUAUUAGAGACUUACUAACUCUGGGCAAGUCACUUAACCCCUAUCUUUCUUAAUUCCUUAUCUCUAAAAUGGGGACACACUGGAGAAGAAAAUGGCAAAUCAAUCUAGUAUCUGUGCUAAGAAAAGUCUGAUCUGAUUGAAUGAUGACAAUGCCAAAAAUAUAUCCUUUAUACUGUUAGAAGAAUCAUUCUUCUUAAUACAUUUGGUCAUGUCACUCCUUUGCUCAAAAAUCUUCAGUGGCUAUCUAUUGCCUACUUCUUUUUUCUAAACUCUUAUCUUUUUUUUUUUUUAAACCCUUACCUUCCGUCUUGGAGUCAAUACUGUGUAUUGGCUCCAAGGCAGAAGAGUGGUAAGGGCUAGGCAAUGGGGGUCAAGUGACUUGCCCAGGGUCACACAGCUAGGAAGUGGCUGAGGCCAGAUUUGAACCUAGGACCUCCCAUCUCUAGGUCUGGUUCUCAAUCCACUGAGCUACCCAGCUGGCCCCUAAACUCUUAUCUUCUAACUUAGAAUCAAUACUUAGUAUUGGUUCCAAGGCAGAAGAUCAGUGAGGGCUAGGCAAUGGGGGUUAAGUGACUUGUCCAGGGUCACAAUCAGGAAGUAUCUGAAGCCAAUCUAUUGCUUACUGAGUAAAGUUUGAAUUCCUCUGAUGGUACCACUAAAAAUCCUCCAUAGCCUAUUGCACAAUCCUAUUGUUCCAACCUUAGCUCGUGACUAUUUCCUAUGUCUUCUAUGUUCCAGCCAGACUAAACAUUUCUUUGCUCCAUGAAGAUACCUACCUGUGCCCCUAGUCUUCCAUACUAUCAUUGAGUUGCUUCCCCAUGCCUGUAGUGCUCUCUCUGUCUCUAUCUCUUUGUCUCUCUGUUUCUGUCUGUCUCUCUCCCUCCCUUCCUCUCUCCCUUCCCCCUCUCCUGUCAUAUUCCUACCUAUAUUUCAAAACUCACCUCAAAUAUCAUCAUUUCCAAAAAGCCUCUUGCUAUUAGUAGCUUUCCUUAGAACCCCACAAGCAUUUCCACUUGUCUGAUGCACUUAUCUCAGGAUAUAUAUUCAAAUUAUAUUUAAGUGCAAGGAUCAUGUCUUAUCUAAACUUUGCACCACUCCUAGCACCUGCUAUAGGCCCCCUUCAUUCAGUAAGUAGUUAAUAAAUGUUUUUCGAUUGAUAGAUUGAUUGAGGAAGAAUUUGGAGAGGAGAAGGAAGAAAGGGGCUGCAUAUAGGGAAAGGAAAGAUGAUGGGAGAGGAAGAGUUGGAGUGGAGGGGAAAGAUGGGUAGGUUCUGCAGAUAGGAAGCUGAGGUAGUACCAUAGAAAGGUGACUGGCUUCUGGAAGCUGGGUGCCAACAUGCCUUUGGAAAACACGAACCAUAGGUCUAUCCAGUUUCUCUCGGGCCGAAAGGUGAGUGUGACACAAAGGACCCUAGGGAUGAAGUAGAGGGUUAUUGAGGAUUAAGAGCUCCUCUCUCCCUCCAUCAUAUAUACCUCUAUCUUCCCCUGUCCUCCCUUCAUGCCUACCCUCAAGGAAGACCUCUUCCUACCUUAUUGAGUCCCUGGGUGAUAGACAUCUCAUGCUUGAACUUGUUGCAUCGGUGGAUGGUCCCUCGAAGGAGCCCAGACAUUAUUUUCAACCUAUCCUGAGGGAAGACAGUGUGGCACAGUGGAUAGGAUGCUGGACUUGGAAUCAUUGAUUCUUGAAUUCAAAUAUGUCUUCAUAUACUAGCUGUGUAACCUUAGGCAAGUCAUCUAACCUCUUUGUAUCUAUUUUUUCACCAAUGAAAUGAGGGGGUUGCCCUCAAUGACCUCUAAGGUCCUUCCAAGUUUAAAUCUAUGAUCUUGUGAUCCUAUCAUGAUCAGUUUAAUAAGCAUAGGUAGGCACUCUGCCUUCCAUGUUCCAUUGGUGGCAUCAACUAUCUCCACCUGCUCCUAACUGUCUUUAAAUUAAUUUGAGACCACAAUCCCUAACUAUCCUCCAGACCAAAUCUACACAAGCCCCUAGACAACUCCACAGUGCCCCCAGUUAGCAGUGAAAUGCCCCCCAAAUCAACUUUACACAUGAAUUCCAUGUAUAGUGCUCCAUCAGUUGUUCAAAUACUUCUACAUUUACUUUUUAAAUUUAAUUUAAAAGUUUUUUUUUAAAUUACACAUAGAAACAACUUUUGACAAUUGUUUUCUGCCAUUUACCAUUCAGAUUCUCUUUUUCCCUACUUCCCUGAGGUAGUAAUUAGUCAGAUAUAAGUUAUACUAAUGCUUUCUCAUGUACUCUUUUAUUGGACCUCCAACUACCCCCAAAUCAACUUUUCAUAUGGCAUCUCCAUCUAACUCCAUGCAAAGCCCUAAUCAACUGCACCUGUGACCCUCAACCAGCCUCCAAAUUAUCUGUUCCCUCAAAUCAGUUCCAAAUAUAGCUCCCACUGAGCCUUAUAUGUGGCUCUCAUCCAUCCAUAUAAACAUAACUACAUAUACUCACACUAAUCCCCAAAUACUUUACCAACCAAUUCUUCACAUGAUAAUCUACUAAGUCUCCAUUUUGUGGUGGCACCAUUUUCCUGCCCCUGUUCCUGGCUUCCAGACUUUUAAGCACAUGCCCUGGGUUUCUUCUCCACUCAUCCCCACACUCAGCUCCCUUUGGCAUAUUUUCUUCCCCUACCAGAAGUUAAGCUCCUUUAGAGCAGUGGCACUUUUUGGCUCGUAUCAAUAUCUCUGGUUCUUAGUGUGGUGUGUAGACAAGAGUAACUGCUUAAUAAAUGUUUCCCUCUUUCAUAAUUGCCAUCCAACUCUUGCCCCUAGACAGCCCCACAGCCAGCUCUGUGCAUGGUCUUAACCCCUAGCCCAACUCACGUUGAGUUGUGUGGUUUCUUGCAUCUUUCGGUUCAAAGUACUCCCCACAGUCUUGUUGAUGUGCAUUUGCCAGAUGUGGGCAUGAUUCUGGCUCUUUACGAAGUUCGCCAGCAUUGUUUUUCCAUCACUAAUUAGUCGUUUGGCCUCAGUCAGAGCCAAGUUACACUCUGAGGGGAUAGAAGUAGGUAGUGCCUGUUGGAAGACCUUUCCAAGACAACUGAGUUUCCACCAUUUUCUUCCCCAUCAUCACUCUGUUUAUGUCCGUGGAGGCUUGUCUAUGUCUCUUUCAGGUAUCUUUCUCUCUCUCUCUCACUUUCUUUGUUUUUCUGUAGGUCUCUCUUCACAUACAGAAUCGGUACCCCAAAAUUUCUCCUCUGAUUUUUAUAGGUCGCAUGUCUUUGGACAAGUCACUGAAGCCCUUGGUUUCCUAAUCUUUAAAGGAUGUGGGAAAUAAUACUUGCUACUAGGCCAUAGGGUUGUGGCCAGGAAAGGAUGUUGUAAAGUUUCUGUGCUAUAGAAAUGAGGGCUUUUAUUAUUGUUAUGAUUGUUAGACAGUAUGCCAGAAGAGUUCAGUGGGACCAGGGGAGAGAUUAUUGAGGAGGAGAUAAAGACUUUAAAACUCCCAGAGGGCAUUAGUGGGGAUAGCAGCUACUUACAGAGUGACCAGGAGUGCUAAUAUGUGCAUGUGGUUCUGGGGCAGGGGUGGGGGAAGAGGUUCAUAGGGUUAAUGAGGUAGUCCCUGAAUCAAGGAGUUCCUGUUAGAAGGGACCUCAGUGGCUCUUUAGACCAACCCAUCUGAUCUCCUUGAAAACACAAAUGGUGCCUCAGCCUUUACUUGAAGACCUUUACUGAGGGGGGGAGCCCACUAUGUCCUGAAUCUAUUCCAUUUUUGUAUAGUUGUCAUUUUUAGGUAGCUUCUCCUUAUCUCAUGCCUCAGUUUCUCUUUGUAGCUUUUGCCCAUUCUUUUGCCUAAUUCUGCCCUUUGAAGCAUAGUAACAAUAACAACAGCAAUAAAAACAACAAUAGCAAUAGCUAUUUUUAUAUAGUGUUUUUAAGGUUUGCAAAGUACUUUGCAUAUGCUAUCUCAUUUGAUCCUCACAGCAAUCCUGACAGGUAGAUGAUACUGUUACCCCCACUUUAAAGGUGAGGAAAAUGAGGCAAGAUAGAGGUUAAAUAAUACUACUUAGUAGCAAAAGACAGCAUUUAUGUAGCAUUUACUAUAUGCCAGACAUUUCUUUAUAAAUAUCUCAUUUUUAUCCUCACAGCCAUCUUGGUAGGUAAGUGCUAUUAUUAUUCCCAUUUUACAGCUGAGGAAAGUGAAGGAAACAAACAGAGGUCAAGUGACCUUGCGCAGGGUCACACAGCUAAUAAGUGUUAGUGGCGGGCGGUAUUCUAAUUCAGGCCAUCCUAUUUCCAAGUCUGACACUCUUUCCUACAUGCCCCUUUGAAUAAAUCUAAUCUCACCUCCACAUGGCAACAUUUUAAAUACUUGAAGGUGGUUAUAAACUUCCUCCUGCUUCUUCCACCCCAGCCUUCUUCUCUCUAGGCUAACUUUGUAUCUCCUUCACUCACCAAUAAGUUAACUUUUAUUAAGCAGCUACUAUGUGCCCAGUACUAUUCUAAAUUGUGGGGCUAUAAAAAGAGGCAAAAAAUUCUCCCUGCCCCCAGGAAGCUGGGGAAAACAAUAUAAGCAAACUAGGAAAUAAUUAACAGAGGGAAGAUACUAGAAUCAAGAAUGGCUGGGAAAGGAUUUCUAUAGAAGGUGGGAUUUUAGUUGAGACUUCAAGGAAGUCAGUGGGUAGAGCAGGGCAGAAUAGAACUUUCCAGGCAUGGCAGUAGCCAGACAAAAAGACCUGGAGCUGAAAGAUGGAAUAUAUUGUUUAUGAGAUAGACUUGAGAUCGGUCGUUCAUCAUUCUGGACCUCCUCUGGACACUUCUCAGCUUUUUUUCUUUUCUUUUAAAAAAGCUUACCUUCUGUCUUAGAAUCAGUACUGUGUAAAUCAAUACUGUGUGUUGGUUCUAAGGCAGAUGAGAGGUAAGGGCUAGGAAAUGGGAAUUAAAUGACUUGUCCAGAGUCACACAGCUGGGAAGUAUCUGAGGCCAGAUUUGAACCAAGGACCUUCUAUCUCUGGGCCUGGCUCUCAAUUCACUGAGUCACCCAGCUACCCCCACUUCUCAGCUUUUCAAGAUCCUUCCUAAACUCUGGUUCCUUGAAUAAAUGCAAUAGUUCAGCUAUAAUCUUGUCAGUGACAACCUUGUUUUAUGAAACCUCAAAUUUGAUCUUAUCAAUGACAACCUUGUUUUACACCCAAAUUACUCUUAUUCCAUGGGAACUUACCUUCAAGAAACCCCAGAAACACUGUCCCAGACUAAACAAUAGGCCUUCAAGCUCUCUUUGAGCACCCUGGAUAGGAGUGGUGGAUGUAGUCAAGUCUUAAGUACUCUUGCCUUUUUGGUUUCUUUUAUUGCAUUUAGGCCUUUCCCAGGUACUCUAGCUUUGGGUUACACUCUUUCCCAAGCCUCUACAUAACCAGCCAGUUGUCUUUACUUUCAUAUAUUCUCUAACACAUAAUUAUAACCCUAAAUUCUUUAUUUUGAUAGAGAUUACAGGGUGAGUCUUUGGAGCUGGGUGGCUCUGUUGUGUGACUCUGUGUGGUGGUCUUAUGAAAAUUGUCUCCCUUGUCCUGAUUAAAGACAGUGUUCUUUUGUCACUGCUUUGGUGGUUCUAUGUUUUUUCAGUUUGAUACCAGUAACAACAGAAUUAUCUAUUGCCCCCUUAUCCCAGGAGGCUGUACCUCUCUUAAGACAGAGAGGGAUUAAGCUGUCUUUCUUGGCUGUUGAUUCAUACUGAACUUGAGGUCAACAAAGCUCUCAGAUGUUUCUUAGCCAGUAUGUUCUCUAGUUGCAUCUCUCCAACUUGUACUUGUCAAGUCAGAGCAGUGUACAACCAAAGAUGGAGAGCUAGAAGGGGCCUCAGAGGCCAUAUGGUCCAACCCUUUCAUUCUACAGAUAAGAAAACUGAGGUCCAGCCAUAGGAAAUAGUUGGCCCAAAAUUCCAUAAGUAGCAAGCAAAAGAUCCAAGACUGAAGUCAAGCCCUGUAACUACAAUUUUGAGUCUUUUCCAUAGCACUUUGCUAUUUAGCAAUGAAUCCCCUAUCUUUGACCUCUGAAGUGAAUUUCUUGAACCCAAGUCUAAGACUUUUACAUUUCUCCCUGGGAAACUCCCUCCACAGAUGCAGCACCAUAUCUCAUGACAGUAGAAGAGUUGCCUGGGGCAAUGGCUUCCCCAAAUGCUAUUGGAGAGGGUUGCUUUUAAGUAUUAGUGGGUGGGUAGAUGCCCACAAGGCUGUUAGGAUAUUGGAGGAAUAGGAUCAUAGAAUCAUAGGUUUAGAGCUGAAAGAGACCAUAAAGGCCUUCUGACCCAACCCUCUCAUUUGGCUGAUGAGGAAACUGAGGCUCGGGGUCAUAGCACUAGUAAGUGUCAGGUAGAAUUUGAAUCUGAGUUUCCCUGGCUCCAAGGAAAGCCUUUUCUUUCAUUCUGCCAUACUUCCUCUCAAAUGAUGAAGGGCCACUGACCAUGUCAUUAGAUGCUGAGGGUUACUGGGAAUGGAUUGGGAUACAGGAGUGUAAGUCUGUCCAGUGUCAUGGGGAUUGUAGGAAGAAGGGUGACCCCGCACUGGGGUAGGACGCACCUGGGGGGUUGACCCCCAAAGGGUCAACUGGUGGGCUGGCAGUACCCUGCACCUUAGGAGUGUGUAGUCGGCUGAUAUCGAUCCAGGACUGGCGCCCAGCCUCCAACAGCACUGAAUCGAAGCAGUGGUUCAUGAGAUCCACCGCCUGGAGCCUCUCUUCACAGCAAGUUUUCAGAUUCUCACGGGAUUUGGCCAGGGCCUGGAGGAGAGGGAAAAGAGGAGGGCAGGUCAAAAAGGUCUUUGGGGUAAAGAUGAAAGCAAGUAGGGAGAAGUCAUAGGGAUCUUCUCUAGAUAGAGAGGGAGAUGCUGAAGGUGGGAUGGGGGGGUGGUCAGGGGCUUCUGGGAAGAGUCAGACUAGGAGAAGAUAAGAAACUCUCCCUCCACUUCCCUGGCCUUCCUCUUUGGUCUCAUUCUUUGGGAGAGUGGUAAGAUCACCUCACCCUGGACCUAACUCACACUAGAGUGAGACAGGUUUAGUACAUGAAGACACCAAGAGGCAGGAUGAGGUGGCAGAUAGAGGUAGCUUUGGAAUUGGUGAGAUCUGCAUUUGAGUAUUGCCUGAUACUUACUGGCUUUGUGACUGAGCAAAUUGUUUAAACUCUGUUUCUCUAGGCAACUUUCCAUGACUAAACAAGGCUAAAGUCUCAUCAUUUUCAUUAGCCAAAGGUGCCCCUUGAAUAAGAGUUUCCUAAACUGAUGAAAUCUACUUCCUAUCCCAAGAAAACCUGGUUUUAUGAGGGGGGAAGGGAAAGCCCCUCUUACUGCUGCCAGGAUGCCUGAGAAGACCAGGGUGGCUAGGGAUAUGGAUGCUGAGAGACCAGUGGAAAACAGCUAAAGGGAUAGCUUUAUCUUUGAGGGCAAAGAGUGAUAGCCUUGGAGUCCCAUGCAUUGAGUACCUGCCCUAUCACUGACUUUGUGAUCAAUAAAUCAUUUCCCUGACUCAGUUUUCCUUCUCCAUUUGGUGGGCAUAUGGAUACUUAUCUUGCAGUUAUUGGGAAGAAAGCAUUGCAUAAUCCCUAGAGUGGUGGCAAUGGGGAUAUGACCACAAUGCUGGAUCAGUGCAAGUUAGGAUGCUCACUGGCUUCCUUUGACUGUUGUUCAGUUGGAAUAGAAGCAGAGGUGUCAAAUUUCUUUUCUAGUUGGCCACUAUUGGACUAGAUGAUUUCUAAGGUUAAUCUUCCAAAUGUAAUGAUUUGUGGUUCCUAUACCAGAUUACCUAUUGAAUUGGAGUUAAUAUCCUCAAGAGCUUGUCCAGAGGAGGGCAACCAUGCUGCAUGGGGAUUUGGGGAUGUUUAGUCUAGAGAAGAGAAUAGUCAAGGAAAACAUUCUAGUUCUCUUCAAAUGUUUGAAUAAGAAUAAUAAUUAAUAUUUAACAUUUAUAUAGCACUUACUACAUAUCAGGCAUUAUGCUAAGCACUUUACAAUUAUCUCGUUUGAAGCUUACAACAUCCCUUGGAGGUAGGUGCUAUUAUUCCCAUUUUACAGAUGAGGAACCUGAGGCACAUAGAAGUCAAGUAACUUGCCCAGGGCCCCUCAGUAAAUGUCCAAGGCCAGUCAAAUCUUCUGGACCUCAGGUCUAUUGCUCUGGACUGUGGUACUGGGCCACCUAGUUUCUUCAUGAAAAACUUGAGCUGUCACAUAGCUUUGUUUUGCUUGCUGCUUCCACAGGACCCACCUAGUUGCUUUAGAUGGAAGCAGCAGUCAAGACAAGGCAAGAGGAAAAUAAUCUCAAAAAAGACUCCCAGAGCUUUUGGGUGGAGACUAGAAAAGCUGCCUGCUGAAGAGCUGAGGCUUCCUGUGUGAUUUCCCUCCAAAGUCCCCACAGGCCUGAGCACUAGUUCUAAGGAUGAGUAGCCACGCCAAUAGUCUUUUCCUGAGGGAAAGUGUUUCCCAACGCCUUGGGGGGCAGAGUUGGCUACAAGGGUUUCAGGACUCCAUGCAACAGCGUGCUGCCCGAACCCGGCUGCAAAUCCAGACUAUGAACCGGGAGAGAGUGCUCAGAUUCCUGAAGAGAAAUGCCUUCAUCCUUCUCACAGUCAGUGCUGUGGUCAUAGGGAUCAGUCUUGCCUUUGCCCUGCGUCCUUACCAGCUGACCUAUCGACAGAUUAAAUACUUCUCUUUUCCUGGAGAACUUUUGAUGAGGAUGCUGCAGAUGUUGGUGUUGCCCCUCAUUGUUUCCAGUCUAAUCACAGGUAUGGCAUCCCUGGACAACAAAGCUUCAGGGAGAAUGGGGAUGCGGGCUGCUGUUUACUACAUGGUGACAACAGUCAUUGCAGUCUUCAUUGGAAUCCUCAUGGUCACAAUCAUCCACCCUGGCAAAGGAUCCAAGGAAGGACUGCAUCGAGAGGGCCGCAUUGAAUCUAUCCCAACAGCUGAUGCCUUCAUGGACCUUGUCAGGAAUAUGUUCCCACCCAAUCUUGUGGAAGCCUGCUUCAAACAGUUCAAGACACAGUACAGCACCAGGGUAGUGACGAGGACUGUCAUGAAGAUGGAAAACAGGACAGGAUUGGGUAUCUCCCCUUCACCUUUUUCUCUGAUGGACAAUGGUACCAGUGUCUUGGACAAUGUUACCCGUGCCCUUGGCACCCUCCAGGAGGUAAUGAGUUUUGAGGAGACUGUGCCUGUACCUGGCUCAGCUAGUGGCAUCAAUGCUCUGGGCUUGGUGGUGUUCUCAGUCAGCUUUGGCCUGGUCACUGGGAGCAUGAAACAAAAAGGCCAUGCCCUGAAGGUAUUCUUCAACAGCCUCAAUGAAGCUAUCAUGAGACUCGUUGGUGUCAUUAUCUGGUAUGCUCCUGUGGGUAUCCUUUUCCUCAUUGCUGGGAAGAUUCUAGAGAUGGAGGAUACAGCAGUGGUUGGUGGCCAGUUGGGCAUGUACACACUGACGGUCAUCGUGGGCUUGCUCAUCCAUGCUGGGGGUGUUCUUCCACUCCUCUACUUCCUCAUCACACACAAGAAUCCCUUCCCCUUCAUCGCUGGUAUGCUGCAGGCUCUCAUCACAGCCAUGGGCACUUCCUCCAGCUCAGCAACUCUGCCCAUCACCUUCCGAUGCUUGGAGGAGAACCUUGGUGUGGAUAGACGCAUCACCAGGUUUGUCCUGCCUGUUGGAGCAACCAUCAACAUGGAUGGCACUGCCCUCUAUGAAGCCUUGGCAGCUAUCUUCAUUGCCCAAGUCAACAACUAUGAACUCAACCUGGGACAGAUCACCACCAUCAGCAUCACGGCCACUGCUGCCAGUAUAGGGGCAGCAGGCAUUCCUCAGGCUGGCCUUGUGACCAUGGUCAUUGUGCUUACAUCAGUUGGGCUCCCAACUGAGGACAUCACACUCAUUAUAGCUGUGGAUUGGUUCUUGGACCGUCUCCGAACUACUACUAAUGUUCUGGGGGACUCAGUAGGUGCUGCCAUCAUUGAGCAUCUGUCUCGGAAGGAGCUGGAGCUACAGGAUGCUGAGCUAAGCCUCCCAAGCCUUGGAAAGUCUUACCAGCUCAUCGCCCAGGAGAAGGGAGCCAACAGAGCUCGAGGAGGCAAUGAAAGCAACAUGUGAAUGACUGAUGGGUCCCCAGGCUAGAGCCAGAGUCAAAUUGCCCAUAGCUGGAGGAGCUAGAGACCCUUACAGUGGGGUUCAUGGCCCAUCUGGUUUUGAGCCCAAAGGCACCAGCUGCUCAGCCAUACUUGGAUCUUUUAGAAGAAAAAAAUGAAAGUUUAUAUGAGGUCUCUGUUCUUGUUCAGUGUCUUUGGAGUUAACUUUCAUAGUCUGGGGACACAGGGUAAUAUGGUGAAAUAGGAAACAGAUCUUGUUCUAGGAUCUCUUGGGAGGGGAGAGGCAGGGAGCAGCCCCUGUCCAAAUGUGUCCUGGGGGAAGAGAGGGAAUGGGAAACGCCUCUUUCCCUAUGAUGCUGGAGAAGGUAGGGGAGGAGGAGCCCUUGUGCCAGUGUCCUCAGGGAGGAAGGAGGAAGAGAAGGUGAUAGUGUAUCUCCUGGGAGGGAAGGGGAAGAAAGAGAUGGGGAGGCUAUGUAGCAAUAGUCCCUGAUCUAGGAUUCCUUGAGAAGGGAGAAGUAAGGGGAGAGAGAUGCAAGAGGAAUGAUCUUUAUUUCUCUGCUUGAGGACCCAGGCCUCCUGCUGGUACUGAUUCCCCUCCCCCUAGUUUUAGUCCCCUUAGAAUCCCCCCCUCCACCUCCCUAUGUGUUCUUUUCUUCAUUCCCCAUAGCCUUCAUAUGUAAGGUGGAGGUGUCCUACAGGGCACACUCCCUGGGUCAUAGGUUGAAUCCUGUGUCCUUUCCCUAUGCUACCUUACCCACACCCCAAAGACUCCCCUAUAGCUUUUACAGUAUUUCAGAAUUAAAGCCAUCUAGCCCAA
Molecule: messenger RNA, 16426 nt
Organism: Monodelphis domestica (gray short-tailed opossum)
Lineage: Eukaryota; Metazoa; Chordata; Mammalia; Didelphimorphia; Didelphidae
Source: RefSeq, a predicted model, not a curated record